AUGGCCACCACCCUCCUCGUCACAGUGGGCUCGACCCAGUUCCAGCAACUCACAGACGCCGUGCUCGCCCCGGCCGUCCUCGACGCCCUCCCGCAGCUGGGCGUCAGCGACCUUGUCGUCCAGCUCGGCAGCGCUCAGCUUCCCGCGGCUGUCCAGCUGCAACUCUCCAGCGCUGGCGAGGGAGCGUUCACCCAUGGAGGAGACGGCAGCAAGCUGCGUGUGGAUGUGCUGCGGUACACGAAGGGGGCCAGGGAGAUGGACGCGUUGAUUGCGCGCGCGGGCGUCGUCGUUAGCCAUGCCGGUGGGUGUCCUCAAGCAGCUGCCUCUCUGACGUGGGUGUGGUCUAGACAGCAACUGACAAUACCCGGCUUAGGAUCUGGAACGAUCCUUGAAGUACUGCGAAAGUCGCCCCCUCCACGCCUCCUCGUCGUUCCCAACCCGGCACUCAUGGACGACCACCAGCGCGAGCUCGCCGGCGCGCUCGCGGCGGGCAAGUACCUGACGGUGUCUGAUGUCGACUCCCUGCUCGACGGUCUCCGCCGCGUCCUCACCGUCGACGACACGACGCCGGCACCAAAACGCUUCCCCGCGCCGCAGCCAGAACGGUUUGCGGCCAUCUUGGAUAAGACUGCCGGGUUCUAG
This is a messenger RNA of Apiotrichum porosum, 642 nucleotides long. RefSeq names its product N-acetylglucosaminyldiphosphodolichol N-acetylglucosaminyltransferase catalytic subunit alg13 (gene ALG13). NCBI's taxonomy places the organism in Eukaryota, Fungi, Basidiomycota, Tremellomycetes, Trichosporonales, Trichosporonaceae. The transcript has 2 exons. Gene Ontology annotation, biological process: dolichol-linked oligosaccharide biosynthetic process. The coding region runs from base 1 to 642 and encodes 213 amino acids. Gene Ontology annotation, molecular function: hexosyltransferase activity. The record is from RefSeq and is a predicted model, not a curated record.